UUUGGUCGAAGUUCAAGGUCAAAUUUGUUUAUUUCAAGAAUUUACAAAAAGUAUUUGGUCCUAAUUUUUAUUUAUUAUUUAUGCAUAAUUAAAAUGAAGGAUAUCUGCAGAACUUGUCUUAGUUCUUCCACUAAACUGUUUCCAAUACGAACUGAUGUUACCCUUGUUGAUAAAAUAGAAACCCUCACAUCAGUUCAGAUUUCCCUGGAUAACAGCAACUAUCCUUCUACAAUUUGUGAAUUGUGCAUAGAGAACUUCAACAAAUUCUACUGCUUCAGAGAAGUUGUUGUUAAAGCAGACAAGGACUUGAAGGAUAAAUGCAACAAAACUUUAAAUACUGCUAGAAAAAGAUCGAGAACUAGAAGCCAUUUAGACAAUGAUAAGAAAGCUAAGCUUAGAAAACUAGACAAGAAACCUGUCAACAGAGAAAAAGAUACGAGUGCAAAGCAAAGAGUAGAGUGUGAGGCUACUAUCAAAGAUGAACCAGUCGAAUUUGAUGACACCUGCAGGGAAGAUUCCAGCAGUUUUGAUGAUGACAAAACAGACAUCAAAAAUGAAAUCGAGAAUAUAAGUCUUAAUGAUAAUGACAAAACUAAGAAAUACAGAAAAAAGUUUAAGUUGAGGGAAUGUGAAGAGUGCCACUUAACUUUCGCCUCUUAUACUGACAUGUAUAACCACAAAAGAAAUGUUCACCUAGCUCCAGGUAUUUGCAAUAUUUGUGGUGUAGUGGUUCGUGCAGAUAACUUGAAAAAGCAUGUUCAGUCGCACUCGGAGGAUCCAAUAAAGUGUAAAAUAUGUGACAAAGUUUUGAAAAACUCUGGUUCUUUGCGUGGACAUUUGCUAAUUCACAAAGGUCAAACAUACACCUGUGAAUCCUGCGGAAGGUGUUUUAAAGUGAAGUCGGAGUAUCACCGGCACUUGAAAAAGCACGAAGAUCCCAAUGCACGUAAGGUAAUGUGCACAUUAUGUGGCAAACGAGUCCGUGAGCUGAAACGUCACCUAUUAACUCAUACUGGAGAGAGACCUCACAAGUGUUCGACAUGCAAUAAGGGUUUCACCUCAACUAACGCUCUCAAAGUUCAUAGGAGACAACACACUAAUGAGAAACCUUUCAUUUGUGAAUAUUGCAGCAUGGGAUUCCAUCAAAAAGUGUCCUUGAUGACGCACCUUAAGUCGAAACAUAGUAUUGAGAAUGAUUGACAUAUUUUAUUGUGUUAUGUUUGUUGAAUUUUAUAUUUGAAGGUUUUAUUUAAUAAACGAUGUUUCAACAAGUUUAUGAA
Molecule: messenger RNA, 1280 nt
Organism: Leptinotarsa decemlineata (Colorado potato beetle)
Lineage: Eukaryota; Metazoa; Arthropoda; Insecta; Coleoptera; Chrysomelidae
Biological process (GO): regulation of transcription by RNA polymerase II
Cellular component (GO): nucleus
Molecular function (GO): zinc ion binding; DNA-binding transcription factor activity, RNA polymerase II-specific
Source: RefSeq, a predicted model, not a curated record